Messenger RNA from Sphaeroforma arctica JP610, 165 nucleotides. RefSeq lists its product as hypothetical. The annotation marks the transcript as partial. The record is from RefSeq and is a predicted model, not a curated record. The transcript has a single exon. NCBI's taxonomy places the organism in Eukaryota, Ichthyosporea, Ichthyophonida.
CGUAUGAACAUUACAGUCACACACAACAUGUUGGAAACAUGGUACCGUGUCAGUGCGUCGUUAGAGGAUGACUACAAGCUGACACUCAUGGGCGAGAUGAAUAUAAAAAAGGAUGCUACGCGCCAAUCCCCCGUGCGACUGGUCAACAAUACCGGGUGCACGUAA